Messenger RNA from Penicillium antarcticum, 2109 nucleotides. Its product is annotated as peroxisomal copper amine oxidase. Lineage: Eukaryota; Fungi; Ascomycota; Eurotiomycetes; Eurotiales; Aspergillaceae. The coding region runs from base 1 to 2109 and encodes 702 amino acids. The record is from RefSeq and is a predicted model, not a curated record. Gene Ontology annotation, biological process: amine metabolic process. Gene Ontology annotation, molecular function: copper ion binding; primary methylamine oxidase activity; quinone binding. The transcript has 2 exons.
AUGGCGUCUGCCCCAGAUACCACAUCAAUUCCCGGCUACACGAUCUUCCGCGAGGGAGAUUAUGAUAGUGUAGCCGCGGCAGCGAUGUUGCCCCAGGGAACUCCCCACCCAUUAGAUCAACUUACUAUCAAGGAAAUCCCAGAGGCCGCCAAGAUCAUCCGGGAACAUGCCAACCCCAAGACUAUCAAGUUCAACUGCCUCACACUCCGGGAACCGCGGAAAGCCGAAUACCAGGCAUUCCGCGCUGGACAAAGUCCCACUCCGGAACGUCGCGCUUUUGCCAUUGUCAUUGUGCGCGAGACCUCUCAGGUCGUCGAGGUGGUUGCCAAUCUCGCCACCGGCAAGGUUGAGGAAUGGAAGGAAGUUUCCGAGGUCAUGCCCACUCUCACUCUGGAGGAUCUCGAUGUGAUGGAGCGCAUUGCUCGCAAGGAUGCCCGCGUCAUCCGGGCCUGCAAGGAGAUCGGCAUUACCGAUAUGGAUAAGGUCUUCCUCGACGCAUGGGCCAUCGGCAUUGACGAACGCUGGGGCUUCGAGCGCCGUCUCCAGCAGGGUCUGGCGUACUAUCGGAACUCCGAGUUCGACAACCAGUAUGCCCACCCUCUGGACUUUACUGUUGUUGCGGAUACCGAGACCGAAGAGGUUCUCAGCGUUGAUGUCCGCUACGUCAACGGCGAGCGCACCGCUGUUCCUCUCCAGGAGCACAACUACCUUCCCGAGUUCAUUGGCGACAAGUACAACCACGACCGCCUGAAGCCUAUCGAUAUCACCCAGCCCCAGGGUGUCUCCUUCAAGGUCCGCGGCAACGAGCUGACCUGGGCCAACUUCAAGAUGCACAUUGGUUUCAACUACCGCGAGGGUAUUGUCAUUUCCGAUGUGCGGACUCACGACAUGUACGAGGACCGCGAGCGCACCCUUUUCAACCGUAUCUCCGUUGUUGAGAUGGUUGUUCCUUACGGUUGCCCCGAGAAGCCUCACCACAAGAAGCACGCUUUCGACGUUGGUGAGUACGGUACCGGUCUCAUGACCAACUCCCUGAAGCUGGGUUGUGAUUGCAAGGGUGCCAUCCACUACAUGGAUGGUGUCAUGUCCACCUCCAACGGUGAAGCCGCCGUCAUCAAGAACGCCAUCUGUAUCCACGAAGAAGACAACGGCCUUCUCUACAAGCACACCGACUACCGCGACGGCACAGUCAUCUCCGCCCGUGAUCGCAAGCUCAUUGUCUCCCAAAUCAUCACCGCCGCCAACUACGAGUACGGCUUCUACCACACCUUCACCCUGGAUGGCACCUACAAGCUGGAGAUGAAGCUUACCGGCAUGCUGAACACCUACUGCAUGCACCCAACCGAGACCGCCGCACCCUACGGUACAGAAGUCGCCCCCUCAAUCAACGCCCACAACCACCAGCACCUCUUCUCUCUCCGCAUCGACCCCGAAAUCGACGGCCACAACAACUCCGUCGUACAAAGCGACGCCGUCUCAGCCGAAGCAGCCGUCGGCUCCCCAGAGAACCCCUACGGCAACGCCUUCUACAGCAAGAAGACAGCCCUCCGCACAGCCCUCCAAGGCGCAGCAGACUACUGCUACGAGACCAACCGCUCAUGGGACAUCAUCAACCCAAACCGCAUGAACGCAAUCGCCAAGAAGCCCGUCGGGUACAAGAUCCUCAACAACAACUGCCCACCCAUGCUCGCGAAGCCAGGCAGCACAGUCUGGAAGCGCGCCGCCUUCGCCCGUAAGCCCCUCUGGGUCCUGCCCUACAAGGACUACGAGCUCUUCCCAGCCGGCGACUAUGUCUGCCAAUCCACCGGCGACGACGGACACCCGCACAACCCUACUAUCGCAGACUGGGCAGCCCGCAACGAGAACAUCGACAACACCGAUAUCGUUUGCUACCUCCAGUUUGGACUGACGCAUUUCCCGCGUACGGAGGAUUUCCCCAUUAUGCCUGCUGAGCCGGUAAGCAUUAUGCUUCGUGCUUCGAACUUCUUUGAGAAGAAUCCUGGUCUGUGGGUGCCUCCUUCUGCUGUUUGUGUUGAUACCCAGUCCAAGAAUGCUUUCCCUUCUGCUGCUUCUGCUUCUUGUUGUCAGGGUAGCAGUUCCAGACUUUAG